Molecule: messenger RNA, 3090 nt
Organism: Endocarpon pusillum Z07020
Lineage: Eukaryota; Fungi; Ascomycota; Eurotiomycetes; Verrucariales; Verrucariaceae
Exons: 1
Coding region: 1-3090 (1029 amino acids)
Biological process (GO): isoleucyl-tRNA aminoacylation
Cellular component (GO): cytosol
Molecular function (GO): ATP binding; aminoacyl-tRNA deacylase activity; tRNA binding
Source: RefSeq, a predicted model, not a curated record
AUGACUACAGCUGCCAAACAAGCUGUCAAGUCAUGGUCAUCUACGCUUCUGCUACCAAAAUCCUCGUUUCCGGCGCGUCCUUCUGCCAAAGACACAGCGCGAUAUAUCCAACGAUGUGCCGAUGACCUGUAUUCGUGGCAGCGCCGAGAAAGGUCUGCCGACAAUACUUUUACGCUCCACGAUGGUCCUCCGUACGCGAACGGCACUCUGCAUAUCGGGCAUGCGUUGAAUAAGAUUUUGAAGGACAUUGUGUGCAGAACCCAGCUUGCACAGGGCAAACGAGUAAGCUAUGUUCCAGGAUGGGAUUGUCACGGUCUUCCAAUUGAGCUCAAAGCGCUUGAACGCCAUGACUGGAAGAAAGGCGGCGACCAUGAUGCCCUUGCUGUGCGGAAGGCUGCGAGGGCUUUUGCAGAGGCAGCAGUCCAAGAACAAAUGAGUGGCUUCAAAUCAUGGGGAGUAAUGGGUGAUUGGGCAGGGCACUGGAAAACAAUGGACAAGGACUUCGAGCUUCGGCAGCUGUCUGUAUUUAAGGAGCUGGCCCGCAAAGGAUUGAUCUAUCGCCGACUCAAGCCCGUAUAUUGGUCUCCUUCGUCUGAGACUGCACUUGCAGAAGCAGAGCUGGAAUAUAAAGAUGAUCAUGUAUCUACAGCCGCCCUUGUCAAGUUCCCACUUGUUCGGCAUCCAUUCAGUCAUGAUGAACAGCUCGUUAGUGCCGUCAUCUGGACUACGACACCAUGGACCAUCCCUGCCAAUCAAGCAAUUGCGGUCCGCAAGGAUCUGGAGUACGUCGUCGUCCGCUCGAAAGCCCAUGGCAAUCUUCUGCUUGCGCAAUCGCGUCUAGACUUUGUUAGCGCGCUCAUUAAUGAGGAACUACAAGAUGUGCAACACACAAUUUCUGGGUCUGGGCUCCUGGACGCUCAACCAAACUAUAGAUCACUAUUCAAUAUCCACGAUUCUGAUCGGCCCCUGUUCCAUGCAGACUUCGUAAAGUCAGAUGCUGGUACUGGUCUGGUUCACUGUGCUCCUGGUCAUGGGAUGGAUGACUAUCACGCACUAUGGCCGCUCAUUCAAGCGAAGGAGAUUUCCAUCCUUGCCCCUGUUGAUUCCAAAGGAUGCUUCACUGGCGAUGCGGUGCCAAACGAUGGGUCUCUGCUGGAGGGUCAAAAAGUCCUAAGCGAUGGUAACAAGACUGUCCUCAAUCUGCUGAAGGAACAACAAAGUCUGCUCGUCUCCUAUAAUUACGUGCACUCGAGCCCAUAUGAUUGGCGAACGAAAGAGCCUGUUAUUGUUCGGGCUACUGCUCAAUGGUUUGCUGAUGUAAGCAGUGUCCGAAACGAGGCGAUUGCGUCUCUCGAGGAUGUAGACUUUUUUCCCGCUGGCGGCAAAGUGCGAUUGACGAGUUUCCUGCAGAAUAGGAGCGAGUGGUGCAUCUCACGUCAAAGGGCCUGGGGCGUACCUAUUCCAGCCCUGUAUAGGGUUGACAAUGAAGAGGCGGUGCUUACAGCGGAAAGCAUUGACCACAUCAUCAGUGUCGUGGAAGAGAGAGGCGUUGAUGCAUGGUGGUCUGAUGCUGCCAACGACCCUUCUUGGAUUUCGCCCCAAAUUCUCCAACAUGCGAGAGUCGAGGAUUUUCGUCGCGGGACUGACACAAUGGAUGUAUGGUUCGACAGUGGUACAAGUUGGACACAGUUGCCUGGAGGCAUUCCAAGCAACAGAAGACCACUGGCAGAUGUUUACUUGGAGGGCACUGAUCAGCAUCGAGGCUGGUUUCAGUCCAGUGUUCUAACAAGAAUCGCUUAUCAGCAGUCAACACGGAAUCUUGUUGUUCCUACAGCACCUUUCGGAUCCCUUAUCACACAUGGCUUCACUUUGGAUGAGAAAGGCAAAAAAAUGAGUAAAUCUGAAGGAAAUGUGAUUGCGCCGGAUGAGAUCAUUCAUGGUGCAGCGUAUCCUCCAGACUCAUUGAAGAAAGACCGAGGAAAAGGCAAAGCUGGGUCUUUCACGGCUUCUCCAGGGCCUGACGCGUUGCGCUUGUGGGUUGCCAGUAGCGACUUCACAAAAGACGUCAUCGUCAGCGAUACAGUGAUCAAGAAUGUGCACUCAGCUUUGCACAAGUACAGGGUGACGAUCAAGCUUCUGCUUGGUGCGCUAAAAGACUUUAAUCCCACAGACCUUAUGCCCUACCAUGAACUCAGUCAGAUGGAUCAGAUUGCAUUGCUUCAGUUGUUCCAGGUCAAGCAGGUAGUAAGAGUUGCCUAUGAAGAAAAAGAGUUCUAUAAAGCCAUCAGUGCUAUUAACAGAUGGAUUAAUACUGACUUUUCGGGUCUUUACGUGGAGGCCAUCAAGGACUCUCUCUACUGUGAUGAUUUCCGAAGCCGAACACGAAGAGCGAUACAGACAACACUCUACCGAAUUUUGACUGAAUUGCAGGCAAUGCUUGCUCCAGUCACACCUUUGCUAAUCGAAGAGUCGUGGGAGCAUGCCCCUGAGGGCAUUAAGGCCUCAGACGUGCACCCACUGCACCGAUCAUGGACGCCAGCGCCAAAAGAAUGGAACAAUGUUGAUAUCGACACCAUCCUUCCUGUGCUUCUAGCCACCAACACGGCGGUGAAAAGUGCGCAAGAAAAAGCAAGAUCGGCCAAACUGAUGGGCUCUUCGCUGGAGUCAUUCGUCACCUUGCUGGCGCCAAACAAUCCAUCGGGCAAGCAAGCUCUUGUUGCCUGGCAGGGUUCUGCGAUGCGGCAGAUGCUUGUGGUUUCGGACCUUUGCAUUGCUUUGGGCGGCGAUGAAAGAGUAUCCGAGCUGGAGCAUGAAUUGUCUACCCGCGAGGAGAUACAGACGUGGAUGUACAAUGAGCCGAUUGAGUUUCCUGAUGGCUCAAAGGGAUGGGCACUAGUGCAGAAGCCCAAGUCAUCCAAGUGUGCGAGGUGUUGGCGCUACAGGGCCGACGGACAGGCUUACAAUGAGGACCUGAAAGUCUCCAAUGCCGGUAUCACUGACACGCCUGUAGCAGCGAAUGAUACCAAAACAGAGCAGCUUUGUGCUCGGUGCAGAGCUGUGGUCCUGGAUUUGCAAAAGGCGACAGGAUGA